UACCCUUAUUUUACAAAUAAGGGUGCCAAGGCUUCGGGCGGUUAAGUAAAUGACCCAGAAUCACAUUAGGUACUAAACAGCAGAGCCACUUGCCAAUUCAGGUGUGUCUGGCACCAAAGCCCAUCUCCUUGCACUGUGAUAAGCCUUUUAUUUUAUAGACAAAGAAGUGGAAGUCCUGAAAGGCUAAGACCAUGGUCACCCUCCUUCUCACUAUUCAUCUAGGUCUUUUUCUGCAUUAUAUCGUCUCAGUAAUUUGUUUAUGCCUAAGCAUUUUGUCAAGUAUUUUUGGCCUUUGUGCAUCCAGCUAAUGUGUCAAAUUGAUUAAAAAAAAAAAGUUACUAGAUUUUUAAGCAUUUAGGUAGAAUAAGAUUUUGAUUUUUAAAAUUUGUAGUGGAAUCACUUGAUUUGAUUUUCAGUGAAGCAUUUUGCACCAGACUCCUAUAAAGGAAACACCGUCUCCCAUGUGCUAUUAAAAGUUGGACCUUGUGACCACUGUCUAUGUUUUUCUUUUAGAGAAGUCAGAGGGGGCAGUCUGUGACUUCAUGGAAAAAAUAGCCACCAAAUAUCUAUCCAGCAUCAUUUUUAGUUCUUUAAUUUUGGUAAGCUCACAUUUUCAAAACAGAUUAAAUUUGUCUGAUUUAUUUCAGAAGUAUAUAUUACCAAGCAUUCAAAGGCAAGUGAGAAUUCAAAGUCUCAGAGCAGAGCUCGAGAGCUUUUCACAGAGACGCUCUUUAGGAGAGACAGAGAAUAUCAUCAAGUCCUAGAAGGGUUCUACCAUUUUCUUCUCCACCCUAAAGAGACUUGGAAAUUCAUGGGUAACAUUUUGCAUGAAAUUACUGGAUGCUUUUCUUCUUAUCUCUGAGGCCUUCUGUGGAGAAUUAAGAGGAGGUUGAACGCGCGCAUGGAUAAAAUGGAUCAUCUUAAAGGAUUGAAGUUCCAAAAAUACAUCAGCAGGACUGGACAGGUUUGACAUAACGAGAUUUCUAUUUUAGCUUGACUUCUGGAACUCCGAAUAAACUAUAAACUGAGCUACACAAGGUCCUGGGGAAGAAGUUUCUCUUCUAAAAUAUUCUAGCUGCAGAUAACAUUUUUCUUAUUCAGAUCCUUGGAAGAAAUACAUUUACUCAGCCAUUUCCUGAGGAAUACGACUGUUAGACACUUACCAACUUUUAAUAUGUGAAGUGGGAUAGAAAGCAGCAAUUUGUAUCAUACUGGAGAAUAAAUUUUCUUAAAGAAACAGCUCCAGAAAGAGAAGACACUGCUGCAUAAGCACAGGGCGAGAUGGCAGAAGCGCCCGUGGAUGCCUCAGCGCUGCCCGUAACUGUGAAGAAAAAGAAAAGUCUGUCCAUUGAAGAAAAGAUCGACAUCAUCAAUGCAGUAGAAAGUGGCAAGAAAAAAGCAGAGAUUGCAGCUGAAUAUGGAAUAAAGAAGAAUUCAUUGUCCUCUAUUAUGAAGAAUAAAGACAAGGUUCUAGAAGCCUUUGAAUCUCUGAGAUUUGAUCCAAAGAGAAAAAGACUGAGAACUGCUUUUUACACAGAUCUGGAAGAGGCACUAAUGAGGUGGUAUCGAAUCGCUCAGUGUCUGAAUGUACCAGUGAAUGGUCCAAUGUUGCGUCUAAAAGCUAAUGAUUUUGCCCAGAAACUGGGACAUAAUGAUUUUAAGUGCAGCAAUGGUUGGCUGGAUCGCUUUAAAUCCAGGUAUGGUUUAGUAUUCAGAGCUCAACCUGUAGAAGCUACAGGUGCAUCAGUAGACCCUUCGGAGGUCUGGCACCAAAACAUACUUCCUUACUAUUUAAAUGAUUAUCAUCCUAAAAAUGUUUUCAACGUAAAAGAGACGGGGCUGCUUUAUCGAAUGCUGCCUACGAAUACAUUCGCGUUUAAAGGAGAAACAUGCUCCAUUGGCAAGUUAUGCAAAGACAGAGUAACUCUGGUGGUUGGGACAAACAUGGACGGCUCAGAGAAACUUCCUUUGCUUAUCAUUGGAAAAAACAGAAAUCCACAUUGUUUCAAAGGCAUAAAAUCAUUGCCUGUGUAUUAUGAAGCUAACAAAAUGGCACGGAUGACCUCAGAUAUAUUUGAACAAUGGAUGCAGAAGCUUGAUGAGAAAUUUCAGGCCCAGCAAAGAAGAGUGGUGAUUUUUGUUGAAUCUUUUCCUGCACAUCCAGAGGUAAAAAACCUGAAGUCCAUUGAGUUAGCAUUCUUUCCAUCUUGUUUAUCUUCCAAAUUUAUAGCUAUGAAACAAGGUGUUAUUAAAAGCCUUAAAAUCAAAUACCGACAUUGUCUUAUUAAGAAGUUUUUAAGCUCUGUUGAAGGCAGCAAAGAAUUUACGCUUUCCCUGCUAGAUGCAGUUGAUACACUGCAUCUUUGUUGGAGGGCUGUCACCCCAGAGACUAUUGUUAAGAGCUUUGAAGAGGCAGGAUUCAAAUCUCUGAGGGGAGAAAGUGACAAGACACACGCAGAGACGGACAGUGGUCUUGAUUUGGUCGCGUAUGCCCAGGCGGCAGGAGUGGAAUUUCCUGAAGGCUUAUCCAUAGAAGAGUAUGCUGCCCUGGAUGAUGACGUAGAGACGUGCGAAGCAGCACCAAGCGGUGAUGCCGUAUGGACUGAAGAAAGUAAAUCCGACGAAGCUGGAUUUUAUACUUCUGACGAAGAGGAUGACGGUGGAUCUCUGGGGGCCGAACUCCCUUUACCAUCAAAAAAUGAGGCAAUAACUGCUUUAGAUACUCUGAAGAGUUUUCUUAGAAGCCAAGAUAUGAAUGAUGAACUUCAUAAUUGUUUAGCAGACCUUGAAAUUUUUAUUAACUCUUUGUCAUCUAAGUAAUUAUUUAUUGUACAACAUCUGAAGAUAACAGCUUUUUGUAAUGUAUUUUACUACUUAAGGUAUGUAAAGGGAAAUUACCACUUAAACCUGAAAAAUGAAAAACUAGUAAUCUUUGGUUUCAUGGCAAAUGCCUUUAGUCUGAAGAGCAAAGUUCCCUAGGUAGAUUGAAUUAUGAGUAAGUAAAUGAAAAAUAUAAAUUUCAAUUUAGUAAGGCUUUGGGGAGCAGAAAAUGAAUUUCAGAGGCCUUGUACUUGAAAUAUAUGUCAACAAUAAAAAGAAGUCUCCAGCUAUUUGAUUCAUACAGGUUGAAUUGGUGAUUGCUAUUUUCUGGGUUUUUUUUUUAAAGUUCAGAUCACGUUCUAGGAUAUUUUAAUUUAUCUACCUCGUCUAAGAAAGAAAAUAUCUAUCUAUUGGUUAGAUAUUUAUUUUUGUAAGCAUGUAUUUCUAACUAGAUUUAAAUAUCAAGUGUUAAUUUUUAAUUACUUUUCUCAUAACUAGCGAAUUGUCUUAAUAGAAAUUUUGAAAAAUUACUGAAAAUAAAAUCUGACCCAGUUAUAUACCAAUGUGAUUAAAAAUAUGUCUAACUUUCAAAUUAUUUCCAUAUAAGAUCAAAUGAAAGACUAUGACCUUCUAUAAUCAGAAGAUGAUAUGGAUUCUUCCUAAAUAUUUGUACAUAUGUGUGUGUUUAAUAGAA
Molecule: messenger RNA, 3514 nt
Organism: Hippopotamus amphibius kiboko
Lineage: Eukaryota; Metazoa; Chordata; Mammalia; Artiodactyla; Hippopotamidae
Gene: TIGD4
Product: tigger transposable element derived 4
Exons: 2
Coding region: 1282-2820 (512 amino acids)
Cellular component (GO): nucleus
Molecular function (GO): DNA binding
Source: RefSeq, a predicted model, not a curated record